GUGCGCGGCGCUGCGUCCUGUGCUGGAAUGUGCGGCUCCCGCGAGCUCGCGGCGCAGCAGCAGAGCGAGCGCCGCCGAGGCCCCGGGCCCCAGAUCCUGGCGGCGGCCCGGACGGCUGGGUGAGGGCCGGUGGCCUGAGCACCCUCGGCAGUCGCACUCCUGGGCCUUCGCGGGCCUCCACGGCCCCUGCGCCCAACUUUUCCACCCUCCCCCUUUCCUCCCCUGCAACUCCAGCAACAAAGAAAAGUAGUCGGAGAAGGAGCGGCGACGCCGGGUGGCCCGCCCCACCUCGCCGAGGAAGGCGGUACAGUUAUGGCCACCCAGGUAAUGGGGCAGUCUUCUGGCGGAGCAGGGCUGUUCACUGGUAACAGCGGCAUCAGCAUGGCGUUGCCUAACGACAUGUAUGACUUACAUGACCUCUCCAAGGCUGAGCUGGCCGCACCUCAGCUUAUCAUGCUGGCAAAUGUGGCUUUAACUGGGGAAGUAAAUGGCAGCUGCUGUGAUUACCUGGUUGGUGAAGAAAGACAGAUGGCAGAGCUGAUGCCUGUUGGGGAUAACAACUUUUCAGAUAGCGAUGGAGAAGGACUCGAGGAGUCUUCUGAAAUAAAAGGCGAACACAAUGGACUGGAAAACAUGGAACUGAGAAAUUUGGAGCUCAGUGUUGUAGAACCUCAGCCGGUAUUUGAGGCAUCACCUGCCCCAGAAGUUUACAGCUCAAAUAAAGAUCUUCCUCCAGAAACACCUGGAGCAGAGGACAAAUGCAAGAAUUUGAAGACCAAACCCUUCCGCUGUAAGCCGUGCCAGUAUGAAGCAGAAUCUGAAGAACAGUUUGUCCAUCACAUCAGAAUACACAGUGCCAAGAAAUUUUUUGUUGAAGAAAGUGCGGAGAAGCAAGCAAAAGCCAGGGAAUCUGGCUCUUCCACUUCAGAAGAGGGCGAUUUCUCCAAGGGCCCCAUUCGCUGUGACCGCUGUGGCUACAAUACCAAUCGUUACGAUCACUAUACUGCACACCUGAAGCACCACACCAGAGCUGGGGAUAACGAGCGAGUCUACAAGUGCAUCAUUUGUACAUAUACAACAGUUAGUGAGUAUCACUGGAGGAAACACUUGAGAAACCAUUUUCCAAGGAAAGUAUACACGUGUGGGAAAUGCAACUAUUUUUCAGACAGAAAAAACAAUUAUGUUCAGCAUGUUAGAACUCAUACAGGAGAACGCCCAUAUAAAUGUGAACUUUGUCCUUACUCAAGUUCUCAGAAGACUCAUCUAACUAGACAUAUGCGUACUCAUUCAGGUGAGAAGCCGUUUAAAUGUGACCAGUGCAGUUACGUGGCUUCUAAUCAACAUGAAGUAACUCGCCAUGCAAGACAGGUUCACAAUGGGCCUAAACCUCUUAACUGCCCACACUGUGACUAUAAAACAGCAGACAGAAGCAACUUCAAAAAACAUGUAGAGCUCCAUGUUAACCCGCGGCAGUUCAAUUGCCCUGUAUGCGACUAUGCAGCUUCCAAGAAGUGUAAUCUACAGUAUCAUUUCAAAUCUAAGCAUCCUACUUGUCCUAAUAAAACAAUGGAUGUGUCAAAAGUGAAACUAAAGAAAACCAAAAAGCGAGAGGCUGACUUGCCUGAUAACAACACUACCAAUGAAAAACCAGAAACAGAGCAGACAAAAAUAAAGGGGGAUGUGGCUGGAAAGAAAAAUGAGAAGUCUGUAAAAGUGGAGAAAAGAGAUGUUUCAAAAGAGAAAAAGCCUGGUAGUAGCGUCUCAAUGACCCAAGUGACUACCAGGACUCGCAAAUCAGCAACAGAAAUUAAAGAGAUGGAUGUACCUACAGGAAGGAAUUCAGAAAAGUUCUUUAAGUCCAAGAAAAGCAAAAGGAAGAUGGAAGCUGAAGCCGAGUCCUUGCGUGAUGCUGUGAACAAUGAGGAGCCUGUGACAAGGAAGAAAAAGAAGGUAGAAAGAGAAUCCAGAAGUCAGGAAGGGCCGAAGGGUGACACCAAAGUGGAGGAGAGUAGAAAGCAGAAUGCCUGCGUGAAAAAAAGUACAAAGAAGAAAACCCUGAAAAAUAAGUCAAGUAAAAGAAGCAGCAAGCCUGCUCAGAAGGUGCCUGCUCAGAAGGGACCUGCUCAGAAGGAGCCUGCUCAGAUGGUGCCAGCCCAGAUGGGGUCUGCCCAGAAGGGAACUUCUCCUAUGGAGGUUGUUCAGAAGGAACCUGCUCAGAUGGCACCUGCCAAGAUGGAGGUUGUUCAGAGGGAGCCUGCUCAGAAGGGGUCUGCUCAGAAGGAGCCUCCUCAGAAGGGACCUGCUCAGAAGGAGCCUGCUCAGAUGGUGCCAGCCCAGAUGGGGUCUGCCCAGAAGGAGCCUGCUCAGAAGGGAACUUCUCCUAUGGAGGUUGUUCAGAAGGAGCCUGCUCAGAUGGCACCUGCCCAGAUGGAGGUUGUUCAGAAGGAGCCUGCUCAGAUGGCACCUGCCCAGAUGGAGGUUGUUCAGAAGGAGCCUGCUCAGAUGGCACCUGCCCAGAUGGAGGUUGUUCAGAAGGAGUCUGCUCAGAUGGUGCCUGCCCAGAUGGAAUCUGCUCAGAUGGGGCCUGCUCAGAUAGGGUCUGCUCAGAAGAGUUCUGUUCAGAUGGGCCCUGCUCAGAUGGGGCCUCCUCAGAUGGAAGUUGUUCAGAAGGGGCCUCCUCAGAUGGGGUCUGCUCAGAUGGAAGUUGUUCAGAAGGAGCCUGCUCAGAAGGGGUCUGUUCAGAAGAGUUCUGCUCAGAUGGGGUCUGCUCAAACGGGGUCUCAGAUGGGAUCAUCUGCUCAGAAGGGGCCUCAGAUGGAACCUGCUCAGAAGAGUUCUGCUCAGAUGGAGCCUACUCAGAAGGGGCUUCCUCAGAUGGGGUCUGCUCAGAUGGAAGUUGUUCAGAAGGAGCCUGCUCAGAAGGGGUCUGUUCAGAAGAGUUCUGCUCAGAUGGGGUCUGCUCAAACGGGGUCUCAGAUGGGAUCAUCUGCUCAGAAGGGACCUCAGAUGGAACCUGCUCAGAAGAGUUCUGCUCAGAUGGAGCCUACUCAGAAGGGGCCUCCUCAGAUGGGGUCUGCUCAGAUGGAAGUUGUUCAGAAGGAGCCUGCUCAGAAGAGUUCUGCUCAGAUGGAUCCUGCUCAGAUGGGGUCUGCUCAAAAGGGGUCUCAGAUGGGAUCAUCUGCUCAGAAGGGGCCUCAGAUGGAGCCUGCUCAGAAGAAGAGUUCUGUUCACAUGGAGCCUGCUCAGAAGGGGCCUCAGAUGGAGCCUGCUCAGAAGAGUUCUUUUCAGAUGGAGCCUGCUCGGAAGAGUUCUGUUCAGAUGGGGUCUGCUCAGGUGGAGCCUGCUCCUCUGGAGGUUGUUCAGAUGGAAACGACUCCAAUGGGGCUGCCUCCUCCCAUGGACGUUCAGAAGGAGCCUGCUCAGCUGGGGCCUGCCCCCAUGGAAGUGGUUCAGAAGAGGCCUCGGAUGGAGCUGCCUCCUCCCAUAGAGCCUCCUUUUCACAUGGAACUAAUUCCCAAAAAGUCUCCUCUCCGAAAAGAUAAAAAGGAAAAGUCUAACGUGCAGAGUGAAAUGGCAGAAACGGCACGGAAGGAGCUAGUCCUUAUUGAAGUUGGCUUAGUGCCUGUGAAGGAUAGCCGACUUCUAAAGGAAAGUGCGAGGACACAGGGUGUCUCCCCACCGUCACCAGUGCUGCCAAAGGAAAGCUUACAAGAAGAGGCAUCAAAAGACCAGAAGUUGCUCUCUGAAAGUGAAGGGGAUAAAGAAGCCCCUCUUCAGAGAGCAGGGGCAGAAGAGGCAGGUGCCAGCCCAGCUGGUCAUGCUGCUUCUAUCGAGGAAUCCGCCAGUGUUUCAUCCUCUGGACAAAACCAGAAUAUGCCAGAGGGUGAAACUUUAGAUGGUAAAUAUCAGACUGACACUAUUCCUUGUGAAAUGAAAGUGGACACUGAUCAGAACCCAACAGAGAAUCCCCCUGACAAAGACUCAGUAGUUGAAGACCCAGUUUCACCGUUGCUCCCUGCCCCACCAAUGGAAGAAAGUGAAGCAGUGUCCAAAACUAUUCUGACAUCACCUCCUAUUGCCACGGCAGUAAAUGAGUCUCAGGAAAUCGAUGAGGACGAAGGCAUACACAGUCACGAUGGAAGCGACCUAAGUGACAACAUGUCGGAGGGUAGUGACGAUUCAGGGUUGCAUGGGGCUCGGCCAGCUCCACAGGAAACCAGUAGGAAAAAUGCAAAGGGAGCCUUGGCAGUCAAAGCAUCCAAGGGAGAUUUUGUUUGUAUCUUCUGUGAUCGUUCUUUCAGAAAGGAGAAGGAUUUCAGCAAGCACCUCAAUCGCCAUUUGGUUAAUGUGUACUAUCUGGAAAAAGCAGCUCAAGGACAGGAGUAAUGGACCUUUGGAUAAGGUUUCAGUUUAGUGUGUAAGGCCUAUUACAUUUUAUAUAUCCAUUUAUAAUAGCAGAUAGCUUUUUAAGAUUGCUUUAAUUAGUGUCCAAUGUUGAUUUUUAAGUGCAUUCUUUUCCUUAGGACUAUAUAUAUAUGUGUGUGUAUAUAUAUAUAUAUACGUACGUAUAUACAUACAUAUAUAUAUACCUGUUGAUUGUUGCAUACAUUUAAGCAAAUCCAAGGGAGUAGUGUACUAAACCAGCAGACACCUAAAUCUGUUAGCUUAUGUGUUGAAUUGAUUGGAAACGGCCAACACAGUCUAGUAGCGUCCUGUUGCUUUGUCCAGCUACAGAUUGUCAGUUUUUUCUCCAUGUCUAUCUUCCCAUUUUACUUUAGUUUAUUUUUAGUUCCUUGUUUAGCUCUAUAAAAAUUGGCUCACUUAAUAGCAAAUUACUUGAAGAAUUUGCCUGCUUUAUAUAAAGUUAGCACUUUAAGCCUUUUUUUUUUUUUAGAGAUGAGAAGACAUUUAAAUUGAAGAGAAAUUCUCCCAACAAUGGACAUUCUAUCAGUCCAGGUAUUUACUUCCUGAGUUUUGAUCAAUAUUUCUAAUUUGUGUAUGUUUAUUGUCAUAAAAACAGUGAUUUUGGUGUGUGGGUUUUUUUUUUUUUUUUUUGGUGCUUUAAUGGCUUAAGAUGUUGCACAUUGCUUUGUUUUUUUUUUUUAACCUAUGCAGUUAAAUAUUUUCUAGAAAUAGCAUUUGUGUUGAACAGUAACACUUUAUACAUAUAUGCAUGUUUAUUUUGGCCUCUCUGGAGGGAUACUUUUAGGUUUGUUUGCAAAAAAGCAGUUUUCUUUUUCUUCGCUGCAUUUGUCUUUUUUGCAGAAUAAUAGUGUGUGCAAGUUUGUGAGCAAAUGAAACAUGCAGAUUCAAUCCUUUGAUUUUGAUUUUCACAUAUUGUAUCUAUGCCAGAAUCUGUAUUUCAUUUAAGUUAUUUAUUUUGAAUGGAUGUAGUAAAUUUAUAGCUCUCAGUUUUGAUUUUGUAGCAAAGUAACCACUAGGCUCCAUAUUGAACAAAUUUUUAUCUCAAACACCAACUAUAGAGUGUUAAAACAGAUCUUGGGAGAAAACCUUUUCUCAUAGAUGGUUGGUGUCCAUUACAGCUACUUAAACUGAAUAAAGAACUGUUAAGUGGUGGAAAUUGCAGACCUGGAAUCAGGAUACAUAAUUUAUUCCUUCAAGUUUUUACAGAAUAUCACUUGGGAGAUUCCAAAGCCAUAGCUAUUACACAGCAAACUUAGAGGUAGUAAGAGUGCUGGCGGACCAGCUGCAGUUUCCUGUAAGUACAGUGAAAAGGCUGGUGAAACUUAAGUACAGUCCAGAUUUUUAAAAAAUCAUACUUUCUCAGGGAUCUCCACAACUAGUUGGGUGUCCUGGGUGUCACUGGGACAGCCUCUUUCGACAGGUGAGGCCUCAAACGAAUUAUAGCUAUUCUGGUGUUCUAUGGGGCACUUUGUAGGAAAAAGGGCAUGUACUCCAAAACUUUUUUUUCUAGGUUCUUUGGCCAGUUGCCAAAGAGUAUGAAAGAAUCCAGCAUAGGAUUUUUCUUAGUGAUAGUAGUUAUUCAGGGCAGUAAAAUAAAUUAUAAUCCCAAGAGGGAAUCUGGAAUUCUGACCUCCCAUAGUCUAUGUUGAUAUAACCACUUUAUGUUUCAUUUCCUUUUUUUUAAUCUGGUGAUCUCUUUGAGGUAGGUACAACAUGAAAGGUUAUAACGAAAAGUGUUGAUGAUGCGUGGUGAAAAACUCAUAAAAAUCUAAGAAAAGUCUGAGUUGAAAGUCGUUUGGACUUGGAAUUUGGGAGGCCAAAGAUUUAAGAAAGCAGAUUCUCUCAAGACAGGAGUAAGUUGUGUGAUGAUGGUGCGUGCUUUGUGUGCGUGAAUGGGAACUUGUUAAUGUUGAGUUCUGGGCUCCGACAAUCAUUGUCAACAAAAGAUCAAGCUGCAAAUAUUUAUGUUUUAAAACUUAAAUUAUAAAGCUAGCUAAAUCUUUCUGACAACUAGUUUAAUGUUCGUGGCUACAUUUUACCUAAGUUACAGUUUACAUUAGAUAGAAAAAGAUUCAUCUUAAGCAUAGAUUGGAUAUUGAGAAUCCAGCUGGGGAAGAGGUUUUUGUGGAUUCCUUCAUACUGCAAAAGGAAAAAAAAUUGCCUUCCGAGGAAUUGAACUAGUUUCUAAUCUAGUCUUUAAGAUUAGAAUGCUAAAUACAAAAAUAUGAAGGAAAUUAAACCCCGUAUUGUUAAAAUGAUCUGUAAAAGCAUUGUUACUGGAAAUUGAUUGGGACUUGAGGCCUUUCUUCUGGGAAAUAAGGACUUGAUUGUCAGGCCUGUAUUCGGUUCUGAACCUUAUUGCAUGUAUUUGUACUUAUUAAAAAUUGUUUCAAUGAAAAAUAUAUUAGCAAUAUGAACUUUGGUCAUUUGGAAGUUCUUCCAUUUGAAAAAUGUUAUUUGCAUGGAACUUUUUUUUUUUUCUUUUUUUUUUUUUGUAGAGACAGAGUCUCACUGUACCGCCCUCGGGUAGAGUGCCGUGGCGUCACACGGCUCACAGCAAACUCCAACUCCUGGGCUUACGUGAUUCUCUUGCCUCAGCCUCCCGAGCAGCUGGGACUACAGGCGCCUGCCACAACGCCCGGCUAUUGCAUGGAACUCUUUGAAUCUUAUUUUUACUUUUUAGUCCCCUCUCGCCACUGGAUAGAAUUGAAGGUAGAAUUUUCCCUUUUGAUAAAGGAACAAAAAAAAAAAAAUGAACAUGUAUUUGUAAAUUGAUGUUUAGUAAGUAGUGAUAAACUUGAAGUGCUAGAGUACAGUAUAAGCCUUAAUCCUAGGUUGUCUUAUGAAAAUGAAUCUUUUAACUAUCUUUUGAAUCUAUAAUCACAUGGGUUUUCAAGAUAUUUUAAGUUAUAUUAUAUUUUUUCUUCUUUUUUUCAGAGCUGCUUAUUUUGGGGAUACUUUUUUUUUUUUUUUGUAGAGACAGAGUCUCACUUUAUGGCCCUCGGUAGAGUGCCGUGGCCUCACACAGCUCACAGCAACCUCCAACUCCUGGGCCUAAGUGAUUCUCCUGCCUCAGCCUCCCGAGUAGCUGGGACUACAGGCGUGGGGAUACUUUUUUAUUGAGGUGUCAAUUUACAAGGGGCUACAUUUUCUUUCUUUCUUUUUUUUUUUGAUAAGGCUUCUUAUAACUAUGGCUGGAUGUUUUGCUUUAGUCUUCCAAGAAGGGCCAUUUUAUUUUUUUAAGAGUCACUUCUAAAGUCAUGUGGCUAUUUUGCAUAUGAGUGCUGAUACAAAUUAAAACCCACGUAGACCUCAUUGCCUGUAACUGCUCAUUGCAUGAAUGUUGACAAUGGAAGGAAUAUCUUAACAGUGAUAUACUGUCAAUUCUGGACGGAAAAGCUGGGGAAGAAAUUUACUUUUCUUCUUUUUUGCAUAAGUCAGAAAAACAUACAGUUAGUCUGCCGACUUUCCUUGUUGACCUCAGCAGAUGAAGUGAGUUGAUAGUGUUAAUUCAGAUUGAAGAAAUUGUCUGAAUCUUGGUUUGUGUAGAUUUACAAUCUACAUGCAAUAUUAACAAAUCAGAUAGCUAUGCCUGUCCCACGUGUGUACAUAGGCUCCCUCCCACCCCCUUCCACACCCAUUAGUUACUGUACUUUGUAAACUGGCGUUGAAACAUUACAAUGUUUGUUGCACCAAUUUAUAAACUUAUACAGUGCAAUACGUGUUAUUUUUCUGAGGCAAACCAAAGGUAAAUCUCUCAAGGUUCUUGCUGCCUUCUUUAGCAGCAUUUGAUGGAUCUUUUAUACAUUUGUAUUAGAUGAAAAUAAAGCAGACUGCAAAUCCUGUUUUAAAAAAAUUUAAACCAUGUACCAAGUUUUGGUCCAAAUUAUGUAGGAUAAGUUAAACUUAAAUUGCAUUCUAUUAACCAACAUGAGUGUAUUUCUGUAAGAAUAGUUAUGUUGAAAUAAAGUUUUGAAAAGCAUGA
This is a messenger RNA of Nycticebus coucang (slow loris), 8410 nucleotides long. RefSeq names its product RE1 silencing transcription factor (gene REST). Bases 313 to 4386 code for a protein of 1357 amino acids. The record is from RefSeq and is a predicted model, not a curated record. The transcript is spliced from 4 exons. Gene Ontology annotation, biological process: regulation of gene expression. Gene Ontology annotation, cellular component: nucleus. NCBI's taxonomy places the organism in Eukaryota, Metazoa, Chordata, Mammalia, Primates, Lorisidae.